GUUUUUAAAGCGACACCUCUGUCUGAGUAUCAUCCAAAACCAAAACCUUGUGAAUUCGUACCAGCAGCAUCACAAAGAUACUCUGAGACCGAGCUAGGACAAUGUAUGAAAAUGUCCCAACAAUCUCCACAGUGGAGCGCCAGCAGAUAUUGCAGGCUUUGGAGCGGCUGCAGGUCAAGAUGGCCCAGAGGGAGGAGUGGACCCACAGUGAGAGGCUGGGGGUGCUGAGGGAUGCCCUACAGAGCCCACUGCUAGGACACAUCCUCACGCUGCAGCAUUCAAUCAAACAACUCAAAGACCAGCUGAACUGCAUGCCUCCAGACACCUGCAGUGAUUUCAGCUUCUCUAGGAAGGGCCAGCUGAUUGUCAGUGCCAGCCGCCCAGCCAGCAGCCUGUGCACGUCCGGCCCUGGCUCUGUGUUGUCCAACGGCUCGGCCCUUGCCUCCCCCGACCAGCUCCAGAGAUGGUUCUGCACCUCCUCUAAGGGGAGGCAGACAGAGCACAUCAGCCUGCCCAAGCCCUUGUCUGGGGGCCUGGGCUUCAGUGUGGUGGGCCUAAGGGCUGAAGGGACAGGGGGCCACGGGGUCUUCAUCAGACAGGUCCAGCCUAGGAGCAUCGCAUACUGGGAUGGGCGCAUACAGGAGAACGACCAGAUCCUGGUGAUCAACGGGACGCCCCUGGACCAGAGUGUCAAGAGUGUCACCCAGCAUCAGGCCAUCGCUCUCCUGCAGCAGCCUGGGGACAGGGUGGAUCUAGUGGUGGCCAGGGACCCUGCCACCAUCACACAGCAUACAAACACCCCCCCGCCCCCACUCCCGCCUGGACCCAGUCACAAGGAGCAGUGGGGCCACAUGGAGGAGAUGGAGCUGCUGAACGACGGCUCGGGCCUGGGCUUUGGGAUUGUUGGAGGCAAGGCCACUGGGGUGGUGGUGAGGACUCUGGUUCCAAACAGUGUGGCUGACAAGGAUGGGCGCCUGCGUACAGGUGACCACAUCCUGCGUAUUGGUGAGACCCCCACAGGUGGCCUGACCAGCGACCAGGUGGUCAAGGUGCUGCAGGGCUGCGGGAGCCACGUGCGCAUGCUCAUCGCCCGUGACCCCUCGGGACAGCACUCCACCUCCCCGCCACCCCCUCCCCCGCCCGCCACCAGCCCCGUCUCUGCCUUACCCGCUGGAGUCGAACCCCAGAGCAGGGUCAGCAGGACGCCCAACCUGGAGGGUUAUGAGAUCCAUGAAGUGCCUCUGAGGAAGAAGGAGGGCCAGAGCCUGGGGAUCACCAUCAUCGGAUACAACUUCUUAACCUGCGAAGACGCGGUCGGCGUGUUUGUGAAGAACGUGGUUCCUGGGAGUGCCGCUGAGCAGAGCGGAAACAUCCGGAUCUAUGACAGGAUCAUAGAGCUGGACGGGGUGAGCCUGCAGGGCUUCACUAACCAGGAGGUUCUGGAGGUGAUGAAGCAGACAGGCCAGACGGUCCACCUCACCCUGGUCAGGAAGAUAGCCUCGCCCAAACUGUCACUGGAGAGGACCCUGGACAAAGGUGUGGAGGAGAUAUCUCUGUCUGAGCUGAAGGACAAAUGGGAGCAGUCUCUGGGGCCACAGUACGAUGUUCUGGUGGUUGAACUGGACCCUGUUAUUGAAGAUGAUGCUGAACUACAGAAUUACUCCAAGCUGCUACCCAUCCACACCAUGCGUCUGGGGGUGGAGUUGGACUCGUUUGACGGCCACCACUACAUCUCCUCUGUGGCCCCAGGGGGCCCUGUGGCCAAACACGGCCUCCUGAGACCAGAGGACGAACUACUAGAGGUAAACGGAGUGCAGCUGUACGGCAAGUCGAGGCGCGAGGCGGUUGCGUUCCUUCGUGAGGUUCCCCCUCCCUUCACCCUGGUGUGCUGCAGACACCUGACAGAGGAGAACUCAGACUACCAGCUUGACCGGGACGAUGAGUGGCGCUCGCCCAGCACCGCUGCCAGCCUCUCUGAGCAGGACCAAGCCACCCUAAAGGAGAUCUCAGAGGAGGAGCAAGCGCCCACAUACCCCAGCCACCAGAAGGAGAAAGUGCUUGAGGAAGGAGAAGAGGAGGAGGAUGAAGAGGGAGAGCUGGCUCUGUGGUCCCCAGACAUCCAGUUGUUGGAGCUGGAGAAGAGAGAGAGAGGCCUGGGCUUCAGCAUCCUAGACUACCAGGACCCUCUGGACAGGGCAGGCUCGGUCAUCGUCAUCCGCUCCCUGGUGCCCGGCAGUGUGGCAGAGCGCCAUGGGUACAUGCUCCCCGGGGACCAGCUGGUGUUUGUCAACGACACCUAUCUGGACACGGUGAGCCUGUCCCAGGCCAUGGAGGUGCUGAAUGCCGCUCCGUCUGGAACAGUAUACCUGGGCAUCCGCAAGCCACUGGUGGUGGAGGAGGAAGGUGGAGAUGGUACUGUGGAGAAGCUGGAGUCCAGAGCCCUCUUUGAUCAGCUCUCUCUAGGUCAGUCUGUGAAUUCCUGGGUGGAGACUGCGGACAGCGAGGCGGACUCAGACUCCAGGAACGGAAGAUCAGAACUCAUCCUCACAGACACAGAUGAUCUACCUGAGAGGGAGGAAGGAGAGGGAAAGGAAACCCCUGCCUUCAGUCACUGGGGACCCCCACGCAGAGUGGAGGUGUGGCAGGAGGAUGGCGAGUCUCUUGGCAUCAGCAUCGUGGGCGGGCAAAGCGUCAUCAAGAGACUGAAGAACGGAGAGGAACUCAAGGGCAUCUUUAUCAAACAGGUACUGCCGGAGAGCCCAGCAGGACGCACUCGCUCCCUCAAGACUGGAGACAAGAUAGUGCAGGUAUCAGGUGUGGACCUCCAGAAUGUCAGUCAUGAGGAGGCAGUCCAGGUCAUCAAGACAGCUCCCAGUCCCGUGGUCUUUAUCGUUCAGAGCCUCUCUGCCACGCCAAGGCCUGUCUCACUAACGGCGCCCAGUUACAGAAAACACAAGGCAAAGAGCAGAGUCAUGCCGAAAGCAGAAGUAGGAGGUGCUCCUCCCCCGAUGAGACUCCCACCGCCCUACCGGCCACCCGGUCAGCUGACAGAGGACCAGGACGAAGAGCUGGAGGGAGUCAAAGAGCGGAUCAGGUUGCGCUACGGGGAGCUGUGCGGGGAGCUGCUGUGUGUGGAGCUGGACAGGGAGCGUCAGGGCCUGGGUCUGAGCCUGGCGGGGAACAAGGACCGCUCCUGCCUCAGCAUCUUCGUGGUAGGCAUCAGCCCCGGGGGCCCCGCCGCCAAGGACGGACGCAUCCGCGUAGGGGACGAGCUGCUGGAGAUCAACAACCAGGUCCUGUAUGGCCACAGCCACCUGAACGCAUCGGCCAUCAUCAAGAGCGCCUCGUCCAAGGUCAAGAUCACCCUGAUCAGGUAGGGCUUUGGGACCAGAGGCGUCAAUGCCUAUCCUACUGAGGAGACCUCUGCCCUCCUUAGUUUCAAACUGUUUAAGCUUGAAGGUGCUCUAAGUCCCACCUGCACUGCUGUUUCAGAAACACCUUAGCAGUGUUGUAGUACCGGAGACCGGUCUCAAGACCACAUUUUGAGUGUUUCGGUCUUGUCUCUGUGUUGGAUACAUUUGUACUCGGUCUUGACUCGGUCUUGGACACUGAGGACUAAUUUCUUCCUGAUACCAGCGGAGUAAAAAACUCAUUAUCAGCUUCCAUUCAGUCAGCGCAUAAAACCGCUUCGCCAGGCCAAAUACACUAUAUGAUCAAAAGUAUGUGGACACCUGCUCGUCAAACAUCUCAUUCCAAAAUCAUGGGCAUUAAUAUGGAGUUGGUCCCCCGUUUACUGCUAUAACAGCCUUGACUCUUCUGGGAAGGCUUUCCACUAGAUGUUGGAACAUUGCUGCAGGCCUUGCUUCCAUUCAGCCACAAGAGUAUUAGUGAGGUUGGGCGAUUAGGCCUGGCUAACAGUCGGUGUUCAAAUGUAUUCCAAAGGUGUUCGAUGGGGUUGAGGUCAUGGCUCUGUGCAGGCCAGUCAAGUUCUUCCACACCGAUCUUGACAAACCAUUUCUGUAUGCACCUUGCUUUGUGCAUGCUUAAACAGGAAAGGGCCUUCCCCAAACUGUUGCCACAACGUUGGAAGCACAGAAUCGUCUAGAAUGUCAUUGUAUGCUGUAGCGUUAAGAUUUCCCUUCACUGGAACUAAGGGGCCCAAACCAUGAAAAACAGCCCCAGACCAUUAUUCCUCCUCCACCAAACUUUACAGUUGGCACUAUGCAUUCGGGCAGGUAGCGUUCUCCUGGAAACACAUUUCAUAAAGCUCCCGACGAACAGUUAUUGUGCCGACGUUGCUUCCAGAGGCAGUUUGGAACUAGGUAGUGAGUGUUGCAACCGAGGACAGAUGAUUUUUACACGCUACGCACUUCAGCACUUGCCGGUCCCGUUCUGUGAGCUAAUGUGGCCUACCUCUUCGCGGCUGAGCCGCUGUUGCUUCUAGACGUUUCCAAUUCACAAUAACAGCAGUUACAGUUGACCGGGGCAGCUCUAGCAGGGCAGAAAUUUGACGAACUGACUUGUUUGAAAGGGGGCAUCCUAUGAUGGUGCCAUGUUGAAAGUCAAUAAGCUCUUCAGUAAGGUCAUUCUACUGCCAAUGUUUGUCUUACUGUAAAACACUAAGGACCAGUAGUGGAGUGUAGAGGAGUGUAGUGUAGAGGAGUGUAGAAGAGUGUAGUGUAGAGGAGUGUAGAGGAGUGUAGUAUAUAGUAGUGUACAGGAGUGUAGAAGAGUGUAGAAUAGAGUAGUGUGGAGGAGUGUAGUGUAGAAGAGUGUAGAGCAGUGUAGAAUAGUGUAGUGUAGAGUAGAGGACUGUAGUGUAGAGGAGUGUAGUGGAGUGUAGAAGGAUGUAGUGUAGAGGAGUGUAGUGUAGAGUAGUGUAGAGCACUGUAGUGUAGUGUGGAGUGUAGUGUAGAGGAGUGUAGUGUAGAGGAGUGUACAGGAGUGUAGAAGAGUGUAGUGUAGAGUAGUGUAGAGUAGAGGAGUGUAGUGUGGAGGAGUGGAGUGGAGUGUAGAGGAGUGUAGUGGAGUGUAGAAGGAUGUAGUGUAGAGGAGUGUAGUGUAGAGUAGUGUACAGGAGUGUAGAGUAGUGUAGAGCACUGUAGUGUAGUGUGGAGUGUAGUGUAGAGGAGUGUAGUGUAGAGGAGUGUAGUGGUGAUUAGUGUAGAGUAGUGGAGAGGAGUGUAGAGGAGUGUAGAGAAGUGGAGUGUAGAGGAGUGUAGUGGUGAUUAGUGUAGAGGAGUGUAGAGGAGUGUAGAGAAGUGGAGUGUAGAGGAGUGUAGUGUAGAGGAGUGUAGAAUAGAGGAGUGUAGAGGAGUGUAGUGUAGAGGAGUGUAGUGUAGAGGAGUGUAGAAUAGAGGAGUGUAGAAUAGAGGAGUGUAGAAUAGAGUAGUGUAGAGGAGUGUAGUGGAGAGGAGUGUAGUGUAGUGUAGAGGAGUGUAGUGUAGAGGAGUGUAGUGUAGAGGAGUGUAGAAUAGGGUAGUGUGGAGGAGUGUAGAGGAGUGUAGAAGAGUAUAGUGUAGUGUAGAGCAGUGUAGAGUAGUGUGGAGUGUAGUGUAGAUUAGUGUAGUGUAGAGGAGUGUAGAGGAGUGGAGUGUAGAAUAGUGUAGUGUAGAGGAGUGUAGAGGAGUGGAGUGUAGAGUAGAGUAGAGGAGUGUAGAGGAGUGUAGUGUAGAGGAGUGUAGAAUAGGGUAGUGUGGAGGAGUGUAGAGGAGUGUAGAAGAGUGUAGUGUAGAAUAGUGUAGAGUAGAGGAGUGUAGAAUAGGGUAGUGUGGAGGAGUGUAGAGGAGUGUAGAAGAGUGUAGUGUAGAAUAGUGUAGAGUAGAGGAGUGUAGAGUGUAGUGUAGAUUAGUGUAGUGUAGAGGAGUGUAGAGGAGUGGAGUGUAGAGUAGAGGAGUGGAGUAGAGUGUAGAGGAGUGGAGUGUAGAGUAGAGGAGUGGAGUAGAGUGUAGAGGAGUGGAGUGUAGAGUAGUGUAGAGCAGUGGAGUGUAGAGUAGUGUAGAGCAGUGGAGUGUAGUGGAGAUUAGUGUAGAGGAGUGGAGUGUAGUGGAGAUUAGUGUAGAGGAGUGGAGUGUAGAGUAGUGUAGAGGAGUGGAUAAUAGUGUAGUGUAGAGUAGAGGAGUGUAGAGUAGUGGAGUAGAGUGUAGAGCAGUGUAGUGGAGUGUAGAGUAGUGUAGAGGAGUGGAUAAUAGUGUAGUGUAGAGUAGAGGAGUGUAGAGUAGAGUGUAGAGCAGUGUAGUGGAGUGUAGAGUAGUGUAGAGCAGUGUAGUGGAGUGUAGAGGAGUGUAGUGUAGAAUGUGUAGAGGAGUGUAGAGGAGUGUAGUGGAGUGUAGUGUAGAAUGUGUAGAGGAGUGUAGUGUAGAGUAGUGUGGAGUGGAGUGUAGAAUGUGUAGAGGAGUGUAGUGUAGAGUAGUGUGGAGUGGAGUGUAGAGAAGAGGAGUGGAGAAUAGUGUAGUGUAGAGGAGUGGAGUAGAGUGUAGUGUAGAGUAGUGUAGAGCAGUGUAGUGUAGAGAAGUGUGGUGUAGAGGAGUGUAGAGCAGUGUAGUGUAGAGAAGUGUGGUGUAGAGGAGUGUAGUGUAGUGUAGUGGAGUGUAGAGUAGUGUAGUGGAGUGUAGAGUAGUGUAGUGGAGUGUAGAGUAGUGUAGUGGAGUGUAGAGUAGUGUAAUGGAGUGUAGUGUAGAGUAGUGGAGUGUAGAGUAGUGUAGUGGAGUGUAGAGUAGUGUAGUGGAGUGUAGAGUAGUGUAGUGGAGUGUAGAGUAGUGUAGUGGAGUGUAGUGUAGAGUAGUGGAGUGUAGAGUAGUGGAGUGUAGAGUAGUGUAGAGGAGUGUAGAGGAGUGGAGUAGAGUGUAGAGGAGUGUAGAGGAGUGGAGUAGAGUGUAGAGUAGAGUAGAGGAGUGGAUAAUAGUGGAGUGGAGUGGAGUGUAGAGGAGUGGAGUGUAGAGGAGUGGAGUGGAGUGUAGAGGAGUGGAGUGUAGAGGAGUGGAGUGUAGAGGAGUGGAGUGUAGAGGAGUGGAGUGUAGAGGAGUGGAGUGUAGAGUAGAGGAGUGGAGAAUAGUGGAGUGUAGAGGAGUGGAGUAGAGUGUAGAGGAGUGUAGAGGAUUGUAGUGUAGAGUAGUAGAGUAGAGUGUAGUGUAGAGGACUGUAGGGGAUUGUAGUGUAGAGUGUAGUGUAGAGUAGAGUAGUGGAGUGGAGUGUAAAGUAGUGGAGUUGAGUGGAGUGGAAGUAUACGACUUGUCAAUUAUGUAGUACAAUAGUGAAAUCAUGCACAAAGUAACCUACACGCAAAGCAUGUUGAACUACAUUCAUAUGCGCGCCGUACACAUAGCCUAGUUUCAGCAGGAAUAUCAUCUGCAGGCAGCAAGAGCAUGCAGCUCUCAGCUGGUUUUGGCACAGAGCAGCUCACAGCUGUAGCUGGUAGGGUAGAAAAUAUGUUUUAGCUUAUGAUAUCUACCAGUAAAUGCUAACUAAGGCAACAAUAGCAAUGCAAACCAGGUGCUGAGAAAGUUUGGUCCGAAGUCUUGUUUAGUAGGCUAUUUAUGAUGCGCAAUUCAGUCAUGAUGCACUGUUUGCAUCAGGGGCGUAGGCUUGAGUGGGCCUGGGUGGUCAGCGUUGCACGCUCUGGGCAUUCUCUCAACCAGCUUUACCUGGAAUGCUUUUCCAAUAGUCUUGAAGGAGUUCCCACAUAUGCAGAGAACUCGCAAUUGGGUUGAGGUUAUGUGAUUGUGGAGGCCAGGUCAUCUGAUUUAGCACUCCAUCACUCUCCCUCUUGGUCAAAUAGCCCUUACACAGCCUGGGGGUGUUCUAAGCGCAAAACAGAUGGGAUGGCGUAUCCCUGCAGAAUGCUGUGGUAGCCAUGCUGGUUAAGUGUGCCUUGAAUUCUAAAUAAAUCACAGUGUCACCAGCAAAGCACCCCCACACCAUCAAACCUCCUCCUCCAUGCUUCACGGUGGGAACCACACAUGCAGAGAUUAUCCAUUUACCUACUCUGCAUCUCACAAAGAUGCAGCGGUUGGAUCCAAAAAUCUCAAAUUUGGCCCAAGCAAGUAUCUUCUUAGUGAUUUCUUUGCAGCAAAGGCCUGAUUCAUGCAGUCACCUCUGAACAGUUGAUGUUGAGAUGUGUCUGUUACUUGAACUCUGUGAAGCAUUUAUUUGGGAUGCAAUUUCUGAGGCUGGUAACUCUUACGUACUUCUCCUCUGCAGCAGAGGGAACUCUGGUUCUUCUUUCCUGUGGCGGUCCUCAUGAGAUCCAGUUCCAUCAUAACGCUUGAUGGUUGUUGCGACUGCACUUGAAGAAACGUUCAACGUUUUUGACAUUUUCUGGAUUGACUGACCUUCAUGUCUUAAAAUGUUUUAAAGUAAUGAUGGACUGUCAUUUCUCUUUGCUUAUUUGAGCUGUUCUUGCCAUAAUAUGGACUUGGUCUUUUACCAAAUAGGGCUAUCUUCUAUAUACCACCCUACCUUAACACAACUGAUUGUCUCAAACGCAUUAAGAAGGAAAGACAUUCCACAAAUUAACUUUUAACUUAGGGCUAGGCCCCUUUUUUCUCCAUUUCCGCCUGAAUGACAUGCCCAAAGUACACUGUCUGUAGCUCAGUCCCUGAAGCCAGGAUAUUCAUAUAAUUGGUACCAUUUGAAAGAAAACACUUUAUAGAAAAUUAAAAUAAUGUAGGAGAAUAUAACACAAUAGAUAUGGUAGGAGAAAAUCCAAAGAAAAACCAACCAAACAGAAAGCUCAUAUUGUAAAAUAGCUCCCUGGAUGCAAUUCCUAUGGCUUCCACAGGGUGUCCGCAGUCAUGUUCAAGGUUUCAGGCCGUAACUUCAAAAACGAAUAAGAAAUAACAGUUUUUGUAUGAGGACACAGUGUUGGAAAUCCGUGUCUUUGCGCGUCAUGAUGAAGUUGUGCACCUGCUAAAAUCGGUUUCCUAUUGAACAUACUUCUUUCUGAAAUAAAUAUUAUAGUUUGAUUACAUUUUAGGGUGUCUGAGUAGUGAAUAGAAAUGUAUUUUGACUUGUUGAAACAAAGUUUAGGGGUAGAUUUCUGGAUUCCUUUCUCUGGAAGUUGAACGAGUGGAUUACUCAAAUCGAUGGCGCCAACUGAACUGACUUUUUUGGAUAUAAAAAAUGAUUUUAUCCAACAAAACGACACAACAUGUUAUAGCUGGGACCCUUUGGAUGACAAAUCAGAGGAAUAUUUUUUUAAAGUAAGUGAAUAUUUAAUCUUUAAAUGUUAAUGUAUGAAACCUGUGCCGGUGGAAAAAUAUUUUGACGUGGGGCGCCGUCCUCAAACAAUCGCAUGGCAUUUUUACGCUAUACUAGCUACUGAAAAUCGGACAGUGCAGUUAGAUUAACAAUAAUUUAAGCUUUCAGACGAUAUAAGACACUUAUAUGUACCUAAAUGUUUAAAAUUCAUAAUAACUAUUAGAAUAUAUUUGAAUUAUGCA
Molecule: messenger RNA, 9440 nt
Organism: Salvelinus fontinalis (brook trout)
Lineage: Eukaryota; Metazoa; Chordata; Actinopteri; Salmoniformes; Salmonidae
Product: inaD-like protein
Exons: 26
Coding region: 102-3377 (1091 amino acids)
Molecular function (GO): protein binding
Source: RefSeq, a predicted model, not a curated record